Sinocyclocheilus rhinocerous is the source of this 2601-nucleotide messenger RNA. Its product is annotated as elongator complex protein 3-like. Gene Ontology annotation, cellular component: elongator holoenzyme complex; cytoplasm; nucleus. Gene Ontology annotation, biological process: tRNA wobble base 5-methoxycarbonylmethyl-2-thiouridinylation. Gene Ontology annotation, molecular function: acyltransferase activity, transferring groups other than amino-acyl groups; iron-sulfur cluster binding. The record is from RefSeq and is a predicted model, not a curated record. Bases 160 to 1533 code for a protein of 457 amino acids. Lineage: Eukaryota; Metazoa; Chordata; Actinopteri; Cypriniformes; Cyprinidae. The transcript has 12 exons.
UUACAUGUGUUGCUUUACGACACACGCAAUCGCUUUACGGAAGAGUGUAGCAUGUUCACUGAUAUUGACAUUUUAAUCCGUAGUUUAAGGAAAUAAAUAACUGCAAAUUUGAGUGUAUAUCGUAUACGAGUUCUGGAUUAUUUGUAACUUGUUUCCAAAAUGGGAAAGCCGAAAAAGAAGAGUGACUUGAGCCGUGCGGAACUGAUGAUGAUGACAAUUGCAGAUGUCAUCAAGCAGUUGGUUGAGGCCCACGAACAGGGAAAAGAUAUUAACCUUAACAAAGUCAAGACAAAGACAUCAGCCAAAUAUGGUCUCUCUGCACAGCCACGGCUAGUGGACAUCAUUGCUGCAGUGCCACCUCACUACAGAAGAGCCUUGGUGCCCAAACUGAAAGCCAAACCCAUUCGGACUGCCAGUGGGAUUGCAGUUGUCGCUGUGAUGUGUAAGCCUCAUCGCUGCCCACACAUCAGUUUUACAGGCAACAUCUCUGAUAUUCUUUUCCCCAGAUACUCUGAACGCAGUAACAGCAAAUGUGUCGGCAUCACGAUUGAGACCAGACCUGACUAUUGUCUGAAGAGACACUUGAGUGACAUGCUGGCCUACGGUUGCACCAGACUAGAGAUUGGUGUACAGAGUGUUUAUGAGGAUGUUGCUCGUGAUACCAACAGAGGACAUACCGUUCGGGCUGUGUGUGAAUCUUUCCAUCUUGCUAAGGAUGCUGGUUUUAAAGUUGUAGCCCACAUGAUGCCAGACUUACCCAAUGUCGGUAUGGAAAGAGAUGUGGAGCAGUUUAUAGAGUUUUUUGAGAAUCCUGCAUUCAGACCAGACGGGCUCAAACUUUACCCUACACUGGUGAUUCGAGGCACUGGAUUGUAUGAGCUGUGGAAAACGGGCCGCUAUAAGAGCUACUCCCCCAGUGCCUUAGUGGAUCUAGUAGCACGAAUUCUAGCGCUGGUCCCACCAUGGACUCGUGUGUAUCGUGUACAGAGGGAUAUCCCAAUGCCAUUGGUGAGCUCUGGGGUGGAACAUGGCAAUCUGAGAGAGCUGGCAUUGGCCAGAAUGAAAGACAUGGGCACUGAGUGUAGAGAUGUACGAACCAGAGAAGUGGGCAUACAAGAGAUUCAUCACAAAGUUCGACCAUAUCAGGUAGAGCUGAUCCGCAGAGACUAUGUGGCUAAUGGAGGCUGGGAGACCUUCCUGUCUUAUGAGGACCCCGAGCAGGACAUUGUAAUUGGUCUCCUGCGUCUUCGUCGCUGCUCACCACAGUCCUUCCGGCCUGAGUUGAAGGGUGGCGUUUCCAUUGUUCGGGAGCUGCAUGUCUACGGAAGCGUGGUCCCUGUCAGCAGCCGAGACCCCAGCAAGUUUCAGCAUCAGGGUUUUGGGAUGAUGUUGAUGGAGGAGGCCAAGAGGAUAGCCAGGGAUGAGCACGGCUCGAGCAAAUUGGCUGUUAUCUCAGGUGUUGGAACAAGGAAUUACUACAGAAAAAUGGGUUAUGAACUGGAGGGGCCGUAUAUGGUGAAAAACCUUUACUGAAGCAGAGAGGAAUCCCUGGAGAAUAUCGUCUGACAUGCAGGACACUGACUUUAAGGGGAUCUUUACACCCCACCUAUAAUUGGACUGGGCAUGAGGACUACAGAGAGCGUGUGUGUGGUCAGCACAAAGCAGACUGCACUAUUCUGUUACAUGCCAGCCAAAGAGUGUAUUCUGUAGUUCUCUUAUAAAGACCAAGAUGCAAGUAUCAGUGCUUGUUAGAAACAUACACCAUUCUCCCUUGGCCUUAGUAUACUUGCCAGUGCAUUUACUUCUCUGGGAUAACACUUAUUAUUUUUGGUUUCUACUGACAACAUUGGACAUAAUGGAGGAAAAAAACUGCAGCGGCUUUGAGUUAUCCCGUUAUAAAAGUGCAUAUUUUUCAUGUGGAUUUGUGAGGGGAAAAUAAUUUAUGCUUGCUGCUUGGCACAUUUGAUUAAUCCACCAUUUUUCCUGUUGUUAACAAGUAUGUUUUCUUGGCUGUGCAUGAAAAGAGUUCAUCUGGUCUUUUUUUUUUUAUUGUUAAUAAAAGAUAUUUAUCCAGGAUUUCAGUAAUUUUCACAUGAUUGUACAUUGUCAUAAAUCGCAUGUUGGCACAAAGGCAUACGGUUUGGAUGGAGUCGAAUAGACAUAAUACAGCCAUCACUGAACAUUCAAAGGAAUUAAUGGGUAAGAAAUCAUCCGCAGCACUCUCUCUUUCAGAUAUGAAAAACUGUCGCCAAAAUGAUUGAAAUUCAAUUGCUUCUAUUUUUGACAGAAUGAAAAGUUCACUGGAACUACUCCGCUGCGUUUUAGUGUCUGUCACCACACCACCAAUUUCUGAGAAAUGUGCGGCGUGGUGAGAGCUCUCCUCCGCAGGAGACCUCAUGAUAUGUCCGCUGAUGGGUUUUUACUGCUUCAUUUGACAUCGCAAUAACAGAUUAUAUCGCUAUCUCUGUCUGUGAGUCAAGGUGUCAGGCGAAUGAUGACCGACCACCCUUUAAAGCUAAGCUCAGUCAGAUCACACUUGUAAGAGGUUUGUCAUCAGAGAAAUGGCCUCCAAUAAAUGGCAAGAUGUUGUUUUGCCACCAC